Molecule: messenger RNA, 5528 nt
Organism: Anolis sagrei ordinatus
Lineage: Eukaryota; Metazoa; Chordata; Lepidosauria; Squamata; Anolidae
Source: RefSeq, a predicted model, not a curated record
AGAGGGGUCGCCAAAGACCAUCAGAAAACACAGUAUUUUCUGUUGGUCAUGGGGGUUUUGUGUGGGAAGUUUGGCCCAGUUCUAUCGUUGGUGGGGUUCAAAAUGCUCUUUGAUUGUAGGUGAACUAUAAAUCUCAGCAAUGACAACUCCCAAAUGUCAAGGUCUAUUUUCCCCCAAAUCUGCCAGUUUUCACAUUUGGGCAUAUUGAGUAUUUGUGCCAAGUUUGGUCCAGAUUCAUCAUUGUUUCAGUCCACAGUGUUCUCUGGAUGUAGGUGAACUACAACUCCAAAACUCAAGGUCAAUGCCCACCAAACCUUUAGUAGUAUCAGACAUAGGAAGAAACAUCUUGUGCUGCCAUAAACCACCUCCUUCUGCUUUCUGACUUCAAGAUCAGCCAGUAAUAAUAAUGAUAAAUUUUGUUAUCCAUCUUUCCUCACAGCUCGAGGUGGGGUACCACGUAAUUAAAAUAUGGAGAUAAAUAUAUUAUCAAUAAAAUACACAGAACAAAAUACACAGAACCAAUACUAAUACAAUUUAAUAUUAAAAUUCACAGUCUAAAAUUGAUUGGGUAGGCCUGCUGAAAGAGCUAGAUCUUCAGUUGUACCUUGAAUUCCGACAGCUGAUUUAGCUGUCUGAGCUCUUCCACAGGUCAUUCCAAAAUCUUAGGGCAACCAAUGAAAAGGUCCUUUGGGUGAAAGUUGCCAGUCGGGUUCUGGCUGGCUGGAGUAAGUGUCCUAAGGUGAUGUGCAAAGGUGAUCCUGUAGCCAACAGUGAAAUCUGCUGGAACAACUUCUCUGAUAUAUGAGAUCAGCCUACCAGAAGAUCUAAACAAGGGGCUGGGUAAAGGAGGAGCUUUUUCUCUCUCGAGAAACUGCAAGUCACUUCUGGUGUGGGAGAAUUGACCAUCUGCAAAGACAUUGCCCAGAGGAUGCCCAGAUGUUUUACCAUCCUGUGGGAGGAUUCUCUCAUGUCCCAAGGAGGAGCUGGAUGCUAUUACUACUCUAUAGCCCAGGCAUGGGCAAACUUCUCUCAUGUCCCAAGGAGGAGCUGAGGAAUGCUAUUACUACUCUAUAACCCAUGCAUGGGCAAACUUUGGGCCUCCAGGUGUUUUGACCUUCACCUUCCACAAUUCCUAACAGCUGGUAGGUUGUUACAGCCAACAGGCUGUACAAAAUUAGGCAAGCCUAAGCCUUUCAGUCCCUUUAGGGUGGGAAAAGUUUGGACUUGACACAGUAACAGUUGGCCUCCUGGCGCUUGUCCAGUUAGACUUGCACUGUCUUGCAAUCCUGUAUUCUCUCCCCCACUAAAUUCAGCAGGUUUUCUGGCAUGUAUAUGAUUUCACUUUCAGAGGUAUGAAAUGCUUAAAGCUGUGGCAUGACCAGGCAUAGUGGAAGUAGUAUUGGCCUCCCAGCUACAGAGAUGCUUUGUGUGCAAGCGUAGAAUUUUAUUUGAACUGUGAGUUCUGUUCUAAACUCUUGUCUUGUUUUCACUAGUAGUGUUAGCAUUUUAGAUUUUGUUUAACUGUCACCUGGAUUUUAAUGCAGCAUGUACAUUUGAAUGCUUGAAGCCACAGCUUUAGCAAACAAUAACACAGUUGAGUUUAUUUGCUGACUAUUUUAUAAAAUGUGGCAAGAAAGCCGUCAGACCUCAGUAUCGGAUUUGGAUUUUUUUUUCAAUGAACACAUCUUUUCUGUAGCUAACUCUAAAUUCAAGAUAGAUUUGUGAGUCACAUUGUAGAAUAGUAGAAAAUGGGCUAAGAACCAAAGAAAUUUGCAUUAGCCAUAAAGUUAGCUGCAUGACCUUGAACCAAUUCCUGCCUUUUGGCUAAUCCCAUAAGAGUGAAAUGAAGUUGGGUGGAAGCAAUAUGGUUCUUGGAGGAAGAGUGCAUUAAUAGUUAUUAUAUUCUCUUAAGAAGCCUCAAAAUUUUCUCUUUCAGGUUCAGGGUCCUCAGGAUAACGGUUAAUCUGCUGUCAAAACUUUGUUCAGAUAUUAAGAAAAGAUACUUCAUUGUUCAUGGAGUUUUUCAUCAGUAUGUCUGAAACCAUUAAAUAUAAUGACGACGAUCACAAAACGGUGUUUCUGAAAACAUUAAAUGAGCAGCGGUUGGAAGGGGAAUUCUGCGACAUAGCGAUUGUAGUAGAAGACGUGAAAUUUAGGGCCCACAGAUGCGUGCUUGCUGCUUGCAGUACUUACUUUAAAAAACUUUUCAAAAAACUGGAAGUUGACAGUUCAUCAGUAAUAGAAAUUGAUUUCCUUCGGUCUGACAUAUUUGAAGAAGUGCUCAAUUACAUGUACACAGCCAAGAUUUCAGUUAAGAAACAAGACGUAAAUUUAAUGAUGUCAUCUGGUCAGAUUCUUGGCAUUAGAUUUUUGGAUAAACUUUGUUCUCAGAAACGUGAUGUAUCCAGUCCAGAAGAUAAUUCACAGUCAAAAAAUAAGUACUGUCUUAAAAUAAAUAGAUCAAUUGGUGAAUCUAAUGAUAACCAAGAUGAUGAAGUUGAGGAAAUUGGAGACCAUGACGAUAGCCCAUCAGAUAUGACAAUGGAAGGAACUCCUCCUAGUCAAGAAGAUGGCAAAUCUCCAACUGCUACUUUAAGAGUCCAGGAAGCAAUUCUGAAGGAAUUGGGGAGUGAAGAGGUUCGAAAGGUAAACUGCUAUGGACAGGAAGUAGAGUCCAUAGAAUCUGCUGAAACUAAAGACUUGGGAUCACAAACUCCACAAGCUCUCACAUUUAAUGAUGGCAUCAGUGAAGUGAAGGAUGAGCAGACACCAGCAUGGACAACAGCAGCUGGCGACAUGAAAUUUGAAUACUUACUUUAUGGUCACAGGGAACAGAUUGCAUGUCAAGCAUGCGGUAAAACAUUUUCUGAUGAGGCACGGUUGAGAAAACAUGAAAAACUUCAUACUGCUGAUAGACCCUUUGUUUGUGAAAUGUGCACUAAAGGCUUUACUACUCAAGCUCACUUGAAGGAGCACCUGAAGAUUCACACAGGCUAUAAGCCAUAUAGCUGUGAAGUGUGUGGAAAAUCUUUCAUUCGUGCUCCAGACCUAAAGAAGCAUGAGAGAGUCCAUAGCAAUGAGAGGCCAUUUGCGUGCCAUAUGUGUGACAAGGCUUUCAAACAUAAGUCCCACCUGAAAGACCAUGAAAGGAGACAUAGAGGGGAAAAGCCCUUUGUCUGCAGUUCUUGUACUAAAGCAUUUGCCAAAGCAUCUGACUUAAAGAGACAUGAGAACAAUAUGCAUAGUGAAAGGAAACAAGUAACAACAACCAGUGCUCUCCAAAGUGAAACAGAACAAUUACAAGCAGCAGCCAUGGCUGCUGAGGCAGAACAGCAACUUGAAAAUAUAGCGUGUAGUUAAGGGUAAAACUACUGUUUAAUUUUUUUUAGUUUGAUAAACUCACUGCUGAGAGAAGUAUAUUUAAAAGGACUUACAGAGUAAGAAAUACCGUUUACAAUUCGCAGCAGACACACUCCACCAGAAAUAUUCAACAAGAAACAAGGCCUUCAGUUGGGCAACAAAUGAAAAAGCAGGGCCUGAUUUGUAUUUGUUUAUUAACACUCAAGUUUUCAGUGCAUGCCUCUCAAUGGAGUAGACUAUGCAUGUGAAAUGGAAGACCUUACACUCCAACGCACAGUGAAAUUAAGAUGAAAUGUUUAAAUUUAGACAGCUUUAAAUUCCAUUUGUGUGGCAUUCUAGUCCUAAGUAUGUUUGCUGUCAUGCUGGGAAUGCCUGAAUUCCCACAGAAAUUAUCUAUCGUGUUAAGAAGUGGCAGCUCAAGUUGCUAAACCAAAUACGUACUCCCAUUAGGGAUUUAUUGAAUUGUAACUAUUACAUGAAAGUAAGCCUCAUUAAUUUCAUUAGAAAUUAGUUUCAUGUAAGUAUUACAAAAGCAGCUUGACAUCAAGCCCUUUGGUUUCGUUUGCCUGCAGAUUUUGCUAUCAGUGAAUAUUGAGCAGCUUAAAUACAGUAAAUUAUGCUACAACACUUUUUAAAUAUUUAAAUUAUGAGUUGAAAUUAAUGCAAGAACUCAUUUAGAAAAAAAGCAUUCAAAUCCAGACCUCUAAUCAGAAUUGUUGGUGAUAUAAUAUGUCUAGUAUUUUGUCAGAUUGCUUUUUGCAGGUGUCUGGUUCUAGUUUAAUCCACUACAAUGGUCACUGAACAAUAGGGACUACUUUACUUGCUUUUCUUAUUCUAGAUGGUAACUAAGAAUAUCCUAGUCUUUCAUCGUUUUCCUUAGUCGACAAAUUUCAAGGCUAUAAUCCUGUACACAUUUACAGUGGUACUCAGUUGAACUUGUUUGUGAGUAAACAUGCAGCGGAACAGGCUUUAAGACACAAUGCACACUUCCAUGUUCUAAAUGGAGAACAUUUGUACAAAUCCGCCAUGUCCAUUAAAAGAGCCCACACAUAUUUCCAGCCUCAGUUUUCUCAGAGUGAACCGACCUGCAGUGUCAUUGAAUUGGGAUGACUCAAGAUACUGUCUUAACAAUUUAGUAAAUACUGUGCCUGUAUUAGAAUAGUCUUUUCAUGAAACCCAGGAUGAAGUGGUCUGUUGGAAUGUAGUUUUCUUGGGAUGCAAUUUAAAAGAAUAUAAAAGCCUAUAUUUCUGUUCCGUUUUAACAAAAUAAUAUAAUAUUACAUAAUUGAAUAUAAUUCUAUUUAGCAUUCCACAAGUCUUAACAGCCCAGUGCCUUGCAUGUUUACUCAGAAAUCCCAUUGAUUUCUUACUACUGUGUAUAGGAUUGCAGACUUCAACUGUAUUUCAUUUAUCUGUGAUAUUUGUUGUUUGGAGAUAAACAUCCUAAUUCUGUGUUUCAAAGUACGUCCUAAUUUCAACUGGGCUGAUUUGUUAGUAAAUGUGCUUGGGCCUACUGCUUAAUGCAAUCACUCCAUAGCUAUAGUUAUUAAGCUUAAAUCUCACAAAACCACCAACCUUUCUUGAGCUAUGUACCAUGUCUGUCUCUGGAUAUCUGUCAAAGCACAAAGAAAUGAAUGCAACCUUUCCAUCAAUGGGCAUUUUACUGUAAAAGAGAAUGGCAAAUUAUUUCACCAUUUGUUUAGCCUGCCCUCCUCAAGUCAAUUAAUUGGAUUGAUUUGAAAUAAAGAAUUAUCAUUUUGAUAUACUUUAAUAUUAUUUUAGUUAUUAUUUCAUUUCUAACAAACUGUAGAAUGAGAUUUCUAUUCAGUAAAAGGGAAGUCUGAAGAUUUCCAACAAAUUUGGCGUAAUUUGUAUGUACUUUUAUUCAAGAUUACAUUUUAAGUAAUAUUGGACAAUGCAAGUACUUGUUUUUUAAACAUCAAAUUAGAAUGAAUGAUUGUAAUUUAAUGUGUCAAAUAACCUCUUGCGUUUCUGAAUAGCAAUUACGGCUAAUAUUUUUAAGCAGCAGAAUAAGUUAUAUCCAACUACUGGUCUUUGUUACAGUGUCAUUGUAAAUCAUCUAUUGGAUAGUCAUGUUUAAGUUAUAUUUAAAAUACCAAGAGUUGGAACAUUGUCAUGUAAAUAAAACAUGAAUAUUUUAGAAUAUA